This is a messenger RNA of Cladophialophora bantiana CBS 173.52, 585 nucleotides long. RefSeq lists its product as uncharacterized. Gene Ontology annotation, cellular component: small-subunit processome; nucleolus. The record is from RefSeq and is a predicted model, not a curated record. The coding region runs from base 1 to 585 and encodes 194 amino acids. The transcript is spliced from 3 exons. Lineage: Eukaryota; Fungi; Ascomycota; Eurotiomycetes; Chaetothyriales; Herpotrichiellaceae.
AUGGGGGCCCAUAAGAAGACGCGCAAAUUCCAGGUCAAAAAAAUCAUUGGCCAGCGAGAUGCUCGUCUCAAGAAAAAUCAAGCGACUGGCAAAGUGGCAGACUCCAAGAAGAAAACAGACGACAACGUGAUCCGAGAAGCGCCGCAAGUGUCGUCUUCUCUGUUCUUCCAGUACAACACCGCCCUGGUCCCGCCUUACAAUGUCCUCGUCGAUACCAACUUCCUCUCCCAUACCGUGCAGAAGAAACUUGAACUGUUAUCGACAAUGAUGGAUUGCCUCUACGCAAAGUGCAUACCGGUCAUUACCGAUUGCGUAAUGGCCGAACUUGAAAAGCUUGGGCAGAAGUAUAGGAUUGCCCUGCGGAUAGCAAGAGACGAAAGAUGGGAGCGACUAAAAUGCGGCCACAAAGGCACCUACGCCGAUGACUGCAUCGUCGACAGAGUCAUGAGGCACAAGAUCUACAUAGUGGCUACCAAUGAUAGAGACCUGAAGAGGAGAAUUCGAAAGGUGCCUGGUGUACCUAUCAUGAGUGUGGCCCGUGGGAAAUAUGUCAUUGAGAGACUUCCUGAUGCUCCAGAGAAGUGA